AUGUCUGAGUCCACAUCCAACAACGCUUUCCGCGCUUCCGCCUGGAUUUCAUACGAACCAGACGGCCCACACCCUUCUAACGAGUAUUCAAACACUCAUAAAAUAGCAACGACGCAAAAUAUGGAUCAGGACGUCGACAUGGACGCCCCGCUGAUAUCUACUCUGCGCGACGAAGCAAGUCCUCCUCCCGCACCUCCACCCCCCUCUGGACGCGUAUCCAAGUUCAGGGUCAAGUUGAAAGUCACUGAGCCAUCGUCUGCUGCUUCUGCACCAUCUGAAACGGCAGCAGCGUCGACGGCAGGUACUGCAAGAGGGGAGGACAGUCAGGAAGAAGGUAGUCACGACUCUCCGGACACUGAAGAGGAGUGGGAUCAACUUGCAGAUGAUGACGAUGCAGCGCCGCCGCCGCCUUCUGUCGUCGGGACACCGAGUCGUCAGCCGGCGGUGCCGACCCCGCCUACCAGAAGCCGGGGCACUGGUAGAGGACGAGGAAGGGGAAGAGGAAGGGGGAGAGGUGCUGCCGUUAGUGCUGCAGAACCUCCGCAGACGAUAUUCGAGAUUCAGCCGAGUAUCGCUCAGGCGGAGCAUGGGACACCCGGUAUACUUGAUACUGGGAGUGCGGGCUUCGGGACGCCCUCGUCAAUCAAGGCCCCGCGAAAACGUGCCGCUAAAAAGAUAGAUAGCGAGAAGAAGAAACCAGGUCGAAAACCAAAAGGAUCUAAAGUUGCGCAGCUUCAGGACGAUGCUGCCAGCGUUGCCAGCGAAUCACUCAUCGGAACAGCUAGCUCCUCUCCAGUCAUGCGAGGAGAGUUCUUGACACCAGAGCAUGACCUAACUCCACUCGCCCUCCCUCCCCCGGCUUCAGAAGCUCAACAACAGCACCAACAACCCGGCCAAACUCAAGCCACCCAACAAGAAAAGCAACAAGAAAAACACGCUCUCGACCCCUCCGUCCCCAUACCCGUCUACCGCCUCCCAACAAAACCCUUCCUUGUCCAACCCCCACCCAAGAUCCCCGCGGGCUUCGCACCCCUUUUCUCACUCGAGCGUGGCAACGCCGCUCGUGCACCUGUACGGCACUGGCGACUCGCGCAACGCGCGAUACGCGGAAUCGCAGGCGGGCAGUGGUUCGCGCGUACCUGGGUCGGUGAAAAGGAAAGUACGUAUGCUACUGUGACGGGUAGAGACGCCAUCGGGAUUGAAAACGUUCCUUUCGUCGUUGGCGGACAUGGCCAUGGACAUAGUCACAGUCAUACGCCGACGGGAAGAGGACGAGGUAGUGCGAACGCAAGUACGUUAGCCUCUCCUGCGCUCUCAGCUUCCAAGUUACCCAGCGUGGGGGCGCCUCCUUCUGCUGUACCGAUCGCUGCUAAGCCCCCUGGACGCUCGAAGCUGGGUAGUUCACUUAGUGUUGGAGGCUCGACGGCUGAUUCGUCUCGCGCUGGGUCGGCGGAUAUUGUGAACCCUGCAGAGAGACCACCGUCGUCUGUUAUGCUUUCGGAGAAACAGCCGUUCCCUUCGUCGAAAAUGAGACAUAGCGUCUCUGUGGAGUCUUUCGCGAUGGACGAAGCGGUGUGAUAAGUCGUCGCAUAUUUUGCUCAAAAAGACUUUCCCCUCCCGACUUGGUUUUUCCUGCCUCUUUCUUUUUCUUGUUUUUCACUCUGAAAAUGCUGUCUUGUGUGUCUGUGUAUCUCAUUCUUGUUGUCUCACAUCCACCUAUUAUCUGCAACAUCCUAACCCAGUUAUUUAUUCGAUCCUGUUCAUUAAAAAAACAGCUCUCAUCCAUUACUCUCCCGUCAUUACUAUACUUGAUUUUGCAUCAUCCACGUUUGGGGUUCUACCGGAAUGGAGCACCUAC
Molecule: messenger RNA, 1858 nt
Organism: Fomitiporia mediterranea MF3/22
Lineage: Eukaryota; Fungi; Basidiomycota; Agaricomycetes; Hymenochaetales; Hymenochaetaceae
Exons: 3
Coding region: 1-1578 (525 amino acids)
Source: RefSeq, a predicted model, not a curated record